CUAUUUUAAGGCGCACGCUGUGCUGAUCGCCUCGCUGUGAGCCCUCUGCUCUUCAGGGACGACUUCGUCCUUCUCCUCCCCUCUGGGGCACCGCCAGCAUGGGUCCCAGGCCCCAGUCGCUGCUCGCCGCCCUCCUACUGCUCCUCGCCGUCGCUGGCCCCGCGUACUGCGACACACCUGCCAACUGCACCUACCCUGACCUGCUGGGCACCUGGGUCUUCCAGGUGGGCCCCGUUGGUUCUCAGAGCGAAGUCAACUGCUCGGUUAUGGGACCACCAGAAAAAAAGGUAGUGGUGCACCUUAAGAAGUUGGAUACAGCAUAUGAUGAUUUUGGCAAUGCCGGCCAUUUUACCAUCAUUUACAAUCAAGGCUUUGAGAUUGUGUUGAAUGACUACAAGUGGUUUGCCUUUUUUAAGGAUGUCACUGAUUUUAUCAGUCAGUUGUUCAUGCAGCUGGGAACUGUGAGGGUACAUGAUUUGAGACAUCUGAGGAACAAACUGGUUAUUAAAUAGAGCAUCUGUUGAGGGGCUCUUUUAAAACAACAACCAAAAAGCAGACUUUGGGGCUAAGAGGCAGAGCAGCAUGCAGCCGUGGACCUUCUUACCUCUAACAGCUAGCCGAGGCCUCUAGCAACUACAUUCCCCUUCUGGAGUCUUUCUGUGCAUGUAAAAUGCUGAGGAGUCCUGGUGACCUACCUCCAAGGCAGCUGCCCUCCUGAACCAUUUCCCUGGAAAGCAGCAACCGCCAUUUUGAAAUGUGAACAACCAGACUACACAGGAAAAAGAAAGACAUCUGGAAGUCUUAGGUGGCUUCACCAUUCAACCUUUGAAUGAAAGGAACUAUAUGAAACUCGAGUUUUUCCCUUUUGAAUAUUCUUCUAUUGAAAUGAUUUUUCCAAACUCAUUAGGAUUUGAAUUUUGUGUUGUAUUUUGUUCAUAGUGCAAAUUUUAUUCCCAGUUAAAUUAUCUUCUUGUGUGCCUUUCUUUCUUUAAUUAUCUUGAUGAACCACAGGACCCAUUGUAAGGAGAAAUUAAUGCUUCAGGAUAUCUUGAGAUGCACAGAUGUAAAGGGUAGAAAGAUCAUUCUACAGAAGACAUGUUUGGGGGACAGGUUUCUGAGAUAAGUCAAACCACUGAAGGGUAUCCUUGUAGAUCAUAGGCCUGUAUACCCUAGCCAGAAAGAUGGGGUCAUUAAUACAUUUUUUUGUCUGUUUUUUUGAUUAGGUCCCAGUUUUGUACUAAGAACUUGACAUAUAUUGCCUUACAAGAUGUUAUGAAGUAGAUAUUACUAGCUUCAUUUUACAGAUAGGGAAAAUUAGUCUCUUACUGUGCAUCCAAUUGUAAAAUGACAAGGGCUAGCCUUUCAAGCCUAAGGACCUCCCUGGGGCUAAAGGAUAAAAGAAAUAAUGGUACUUAAGUGACAGACAUUUCAGUGGAUUUUUUUUCUGGAGACUCCCAAUUCAUAAGCAUCAUGAAUGUUUAAUGGGAUGAAAUACGCAUUGCAUUGGCUUCUUUUGAAAUGGUUUACAGCUUAUGUUUCCUUACCAAAUUAGGCUAUUCUCUUUCUUUCCUAAACCAGGGUCCUUUCAUUCAAGAUGAAAACUUACCUUCUCUCCUUUUGUGUUCUUAGAAAGGAAGGUUCUGAAAAACAUCACAUUAAGUAACAUUGCCUAGUUGACUUCUCUUAAUUACACUGUUGUUCUUAUUGAUUGCUAUCUUUUAGCUCUUUCCUGCUAAACAGUGGACUAGUUUCCUGCUCAGUUGUUCAGAAUUGAUGAAUAUCAGCCUCAGUAAGUUGAAAAUUUGGAACCAUACCUAGUCCCUAUUUUCUGGAGGGCUUUUCUCUUGUAUCUGUGCUUGAAUGGAAGAAUCUCUAGAUACCAGAUUUUUAUCAUUUUAUUGGUUCAGAGAACUUUUUAUGACCUCUGAGUGGCCACUGGUCUGCUAUUCUGGAAAGGUUAUGUCUUAGAAAGGUGAAGUAACUGUAUACCCGACUACUUCUACCUGGAUACUUUUUUCCAUCCUACCUCUGGACCUGAUAAUUCAUUACCCGGGGCCUUGAUGCCACCUCUGUGAGACCUUCCCUAGCUCUCUCCAUUGGUGGGAGAACUGCCAUUGUUUUGGUUCACAUCGUGCUUGCAGUUACCUCUGCUCAGGUAAUUCUGCAUUAACUGCUGUAAUGGAGUGAUUUGAUAGUGUGUCUUCUUCCAGACUGAAAAGCUGUAUGUCAACCUGUGUAUCUUCAGAACCUGAUUACAUAGAACUUUGUAAGUGUUUGGAAAACUGACCACACUUCUCUUGUCUUUUCAAAGACUUUUCACAAGUAAUAUUAGCUUACAUAGAUGUAUUUCUUUUGUAUUCUAGGAGCACAAUCAGAAAUGAUGCUAUGUUUAUAUUUCUGGUUCUGUGCCCUAAAAAUACAAAUCAGGUUACCUGUCUCCAGGGUUCUAAAAGAGUUGCAUUUUUCAAACUAAUUUUCAGGAUGUAAAGUGACAAAGCAGCUAAUGUGUAUAAGAAUGUAUUUAAUAUGGAAUUUAAAACCACCUCUACGAAAGUUGUUUUUUAUUGUUUUUUUUUUCCUAUUUCUCUGAGAAACUUUGCAUCUAAAUGUUUUGCUAAUGGAAAAGAAGACUUGGUAGGUACAAAAUUACAGAUACUUGUGUUAGCAGGUGUCCUAAAAUAAUACCGCUUUGCAUUUUCUGUCACAAUUGUUUGUCUUCUCUGAUCUUUAAACUCUGAGGGCAGGGAUCAACUCUGUACUACUAAGCAUUUUAUUCCCUUUGUAUAAUGUGAUGCAUGAUAAAUAAUAGGCCUUCAAUAAAUGUAGAAGAAAGAAAAUUGAAUAAUAUAUCAUUGUAUUGUCUUGUUUUAUUGACAUGUUUCUGGGUAUAUUGUUACCUUUAUGUACUUAAGAGUCUGUAGUGGACCCUCAGGCCAUAUAUGUUGAAUUGGCAUGGUAGAAAACAGUGGAGGAUUUUAGAUUUUAUUCUGUUCAUUUAUUUACGUUUUAAUUUUUGUAUGAGACUAGAAAAACCGAGAUAGGGCUCAAAGUUAAAAACAGUAAAGUUGUAACUUUGAGAAUUACUAAAAACUAAGUUAGCUGUCAGGGUAGAUAGCUUUAUGAUGGCAGAUUCCGCACAGCCUGGAGUGCUGUGUGCUGUCCUGUUCCUUCCCCCAUUUCGGUACAUGGAGAGACACCAGCCAAAGGUUAGAUUAGGUGAACUCUCAGAUUUGUUCAAAUCUCCCAGUUUAAAAAUUUAUGAGUGAGGAAGUGAGGAAUGAGCCAAGAGAUUUUGACAACUGUAUUGAAUGAUAAAUUGCUAUUUUAACUAAUUCUAGAACCUAUAUUUUGGUUUAACCUGAAUGUGUUUUAAGCACUGGAAAUAAAUGAACUCACUUCCACAUGCAAAUCUGUCUUUACCUCAGUAAAAUCCUGGAAGGUAUUUGGUUACAACCACUAAUGAUUUCUUGGCAGUUUCAAAAUUCAUUGAAAUUCAACUUUUUAAACAAAUGGUUAAAUCUUAGGUAGAAAGCUAGAGCUAAUCCUUGAAGCCGGCAGAGGGGAGUUUGUUUUUUUUUCUGAGGAAAUAUGUGGUACUCUUGGGUAGGUCUGGGAAAAUAACAACUUAGUAAAAAUGUGCCUUGUUCUCUUUUGUUGAUGAUUUUUACACUCCAGACCUGACAGCAAAUGAAAGCAGUUAAUCUAUAUACAGGAAACAGGGCAGAACUCAAGUAAACAUGUUUUGUUAUUUAGUAUUGCUGGAAAUGUACUAUCUCUGCAUAUAUGCUUUACCAUUAAAUCAUUGAGCUUCAUGCCAGGUGUCUUUUCCUGAAAUGUUGAAUGAUCUUGAUGGAUAAGACCUGGUUCUCCAAAUUUUUUGUCAUGUAUUCCACAGUGUGUAAAGGUACAUUUAAAACAUUAUAUCCGUGUACUGCCGUACUGAUGUUUGCUAUCAAACACAUGAGGUAAUAUUAAAUGAUUAAAUAUUUGUCACAAAAAUGGGUUUUGCCAAAAUAUAUUCCAUGAUGAUAUUCUUUGAAAAUAAUACAAAAAGCAUGCUUCAUUAUCAUAAGAAUCUGUUACCUAUAAUUUUCACUACUGAAAGUUUUCCACAUUUGGAAGCACAAUUUUCUAAUUAAAAUCUUUAAAAGAUGUUAGUAGUUUUUGAUCCAUUUUAUUAAAAGUAUGAAAGUAUCACAGGUUUAGUAAAGUCUGGAAGUGCUGUUGGGUAUUAGGGGUGGUGACAGUUUAAUGGACUAUUUUUUUUAAAUUGGGGUAGAGCUAACACAGUGUUCUGAUAGUGUCCGAUUCGACAGCUCUCUGUUACGCCAUGCUCACCACAAGUGUAGCUAGACAGAUUUUAAGUGAGACGUGUUUUAUUGGUAACUAAGAUUAAAAACUGAACACUGCUGUGAUGGAACCAUUGGAAAACAUCUGAUUUCAGAAACUUGUAUUUGCCCGACAACUUCUACCAGGAACAGGGCAAAGGUAAGCUUUGUCAGUUUUCUUAUGUCUGCUUAUAUUAGUAUUUGCAAAUUCGGGUUUCUCUGCAAGUAUUUUAAGCCACUUUGUGAAAAUUAGCUUCAUUAAAUCAGCUAGGUACAGAAAUCAGUGUAAGCAGGCCCAUGUAAAAAGGACAUCCUGUGUCUUAACCAUCACAUGUGUAGCACACUGUGCCUGGCAGGUGAACUUCUGACCUUGACACUGAGCGGUGGCAUCAGUUGCUUUGUAAAUUAAAGAACAGUGGAAGUUGUUUCUCAAUUUUAUUUGUAUAUAAUUACAAAUGUAAAAAAAAAUGUUUUUCCCAAUAUUCUAGUGGAUCAUCUUUCAUCUCAUUUUGGAAACCACUGGUUGACAACCAGUAUCAACUGUUCAGCUGACAGAUUGGGCUUAGUGUUUUAAGUUCUUUGAUGGCAUAGUUACAGUCAUAAAACAACUUCUGUAUCCCCCGCGGUAACAGAUAAUCAUACUUCUACUGUUUCUUGUUUCAUGUUCCUAACUUUUUAAACUCAUCAAAGUUACAAUGUCAUCUUUAUCCUUCAAAGGUGUCCAGUGUUGUAGGUAUCAUUCCCACUAUCGGGUGAAGAAAUUGGGGCUCCUUAGUUGUGGUUUGCUGAAGGUUACAUAAAUUAUAAGUGGCAGAACAGGAUUUAAAGGGCAAAGCCCUUUUACAAGACUGCCUAUUUCUGAUAGCCAGUGCAUUACAUAAAAGUUAAGUAUUCAAAUAUUUGCCAAGUAUAUUAAUCAGGGAAACCAUGGAACAAAGUGAUUUUAAACUUAAGUUCUAAAAUAUCCCAACCUGUUCUUUUUCAAUUGGUUAAAUAGGUAACAGUAAUGAUAGUUGAUGAAAUGAGUGGGAACUUGAAGAGGGGUUUGAGAAUGUUUGGCGACCCUGGGUAAUUUUGAAGAAGCAAAUGGAUAGCUAGUAAAUCCUAGUAGUUUUCUAAACCUAAAUGCUAGUGUGUGGAAUUUACAUUUUAUGAAAUUAUGUGUUGAAAUUGGCAAGAAUGAAUGGAAACUUAAGUUACACCAUCUGUGCAAGACGGUAUUCGGACACUGAUGUUUAUAUAAAUGAAAUAAAUGAAAACCCUUAAAAAUACUUUGGCUAUAUUUCAAGCUGGAUAGUGUGGCCAAAACUUCAGCUUCUUAAUUGGUAAUAAUGUCAGAAUCACAUAAGAACUAUUUCACAAUAGCAAAAAUGACCGAUACCGUGAGAACGUUCAAAUCAAGAAAAUAACAUGAACAGCAUGUGGUCCUUUCAAGGUGUAAGGUAAUGACUAGUCGGCUUCUAGAGUGCUCAAUGCUUCUUCUACUGAAUCCUGCACAGAUUACAGGGUAUUACAACCCUGUCCUACCUUUUAUAAGGUAAUUUCAGGGUCUCUGUGAUAUCUUAGAAGCACUGCACUUCGAUUAAUUACAAACUUCGUAUCUUUUCUGAGUUUCUUGUGUUAUUGCUAAAGAGGACUUGGCAUUUGUUGUUCUUUCUCUUAUUCAUUUAUUCACUCAUUCCAUAACUAAUUGCUUCCUAAUGCCAGUUUCCUACUUCCUGAAUAAACAAUCCUAUUCUCACAGUGCCUUUUUUUUUUUUUUUUUUUUUU
Panthera uncia (snow leopard) is the source of this 6098-nucleotide messenger RNA. RefSeq names its product cathepsin C (gene CTSC). Gene Ontology annotation, cellular component: lysosome. The record is from RefSeq and is a predicted model, not a curated record. Gene Ontology annotation, molecular function: cysteine-type endopeptidase activity. The transcript is spliced from 4 exons. NCBI's taxonomy places the organism in Eukaryota, Metazoa, Chordata, Mammalia, Carnivora, Felidae. The coding region runs from base 99 to 512 and encodes 137 amino acids.